AUGAACCGUCUCCUGGUGCUUCUCGUCGCGUUCCUCGCCAGCGCGGUCGCGUUCGUUCCGCCGAUGACCGCGCGCAGCCUGUCGGCAGUCGCAGCGCCCGUCACGCGCAGCCACGUUGAGAUGGGAAGGGGCGACAAGCGGACGGCAAAGGGCAAGCGCAAGGCAAAGAGCUUUGGCAACGCACGCCCUCGCAACGGUGAGCUCCGCAAGCGCGCUGCCUCGAACACCGAGUGA
This is a messenger RNA of Emiliania huxleyi CCMP1516, 234 nucleotides long. RefSeq lists its product as hypothetical. Bases 1 to 234 code for a protein of 77 amino acids. NCBI's taxonomy places the organism in Eukaryota, Haptophyta, Isochrysidales, Noelaerhabdaceae. Gene Ontology annotation, biological process: plastid translation. The record is from RefSeq and is a predicted model, not a curated record. The transcript has 2 exons. Gene Ontology annotation, cellular component: ribosome; plastid.